Rhododendron vialii is the source of this 3029-nucleotide messenger RNA. Its product is annotated as transcription initiation factor TFIID subunit 4b-like. Bases 252 to 2858 code for a protein of 868 amino acids. Gene Ontology annotation, molecular function: protein heterodimerization activity; RNA polymerase II general transcription initiation factor activity; DNA binding. The record is from RefSeq and is a predicted model, not a curated record. Gene Ontology annotation, biological process: transcription initiation at RNA polymerase II promoter. Lineage: Eukaryota; Viridiplantae; Streptophyta; Magnoliopsida; Ericales; Ericaceae. Gene Ontology annotation, cellular component: transcription factor TFIID complex. The transcript is spliced from 14 exons.
GCCACAACCCGGGAGGAGAUAUUGCGUUUCUCUCCCAUUCCGUUCGUGAGGGAGCAAAAACCAAAAUGCGGAAAUAACCGAAGAGCAUCGCUCGAGAAUAUCUCACAGUUUUCUUCACAUUCCCAGUUCGAUUUACUCAUUGGAAAAUCAAACCCAGAUUCGCUUUCAAACGGGAAAGAUUCCCGCCCAAUCGCAACCCGCAAAUCAAUCGCCGCAUGCGUGCGUAUCUUGUGUCGUAAUCAAAAGAUUCCAUGGACCCUUCCAUUAUGAAACUCCUCGAAGAGGACGAGGACGAAUCAAUGCAUUCUGGGGCGGCUGUUGAGGCGUUCACGGCCGCUCUGAACAGGGACAUAGCGGGGGAUACGUCCACAUCACAACAUUCUGAUUCAGACACUGCAGCAUCUUUUUCUCAAGGAAGCAAUCACUUGUUUGCACAGUGGCAGUCUUCCAUCCAUGAUGCAAACACCGACGGUCACAAAGGGCAAGAUUUGAAUGGUUCGGGGCAACAAGAGCAACAUUCCUCCAAAAUGGAGCUCAAGCAACAAGGGUCUGGUCCUCAGAGUCAGCAAAUUGAUGCCCAUUUUUCACAGACGAUGUUUAUUCCAAAUUCUGAGAUGAAUCCAAUCCAUAUUACAGAGCCAAACAGAGAACAAAAUCUGGAGAGUUCUCAAUUCUCAAAGAAGAUGAAUAAUCAACAGGCAAUCGUAGGAGAACAGGCAAUGAAUUCAGUGAAAAGUGGAAAACAAGUGCCGUUUGGUAUGUUGCUCCCAAUCCUAGUACCCCAACUUGAUAAGGAAAGAGGCAUGCAACUAAAUACUCUUUAUAUGAAAUUGAAGAAAAAUGAAAUCUCCAAAAUGGGAUUUGUCCGGCACAUGAAAGCUAUUGUAGGGGACCAUAUGCUCAAGAUGGCUGUAUGUAAGGUGCAAGUGCAGGCUCAAAAAUCACAGGCUGGACCCAACCAAUCGCCAUUACAGUCUCAAGCUUCAGCACAACCACAGCACCUGAAAAUGCCAUCCGUUGGAGCGAAUCAGGGAACUGUUCUCCUGUCUCAUGUUCCCUCUUCAGCUGCACAACAAACUAGUUAUUCAACCAAUGCAAUGACAAAUAGUAAUGUUGAAAAGUCCCUAGAGAUGGAAUGGAAAUCAGAUUCAAGUGCAAUGCCAGCAAGCCAAACUUCUAUAUCCAGGUUGAGUAACAUAAACCAAGAACGGGAACACCCCACAAUUCCCAUACAAGGACUGAGCAAGCUGCAGCAACAGCAUCUGCACUUCUCACCGCCAUCUUUUGCCAUAGAUGGAAGUAAAAGUGGUAAUUAUCAUCAAUUUUCUGGAUCAAAUGUUAGCACUUCAGCAUCUUCUCUCAAACAGCAGCCCCAUGAUUCACUAACGAGGCAGGGUCCAACUCAGGUCACGAAUGUGUUGAGUGUUCCUAAAUUUGAGAGGCCAAAUUCUGUUAUUGGAUCGAAGAGAGUGCAGGUUGGAACCCUUAUGCCACAUAAUUGGCCAUCAUCAACCACCAAAGACCAGAAAAAUGAUGCUAUAUCAUCUAUGACAUUUAUUAAAGAAGAGCCUGUUGAUCAGGGGAGUAGUGAUAAACAACUAAAAUCGCGGCAUGGGUUGUCGUCUCUCCCUCCUUCAAAAGAGGAACAAAGGAAUAUAACUUCUGGAACUUCAUCAGACAACUUCCCAACAUCUAGAUGUACAGCGCCUUCUAAUUCAGUGCCUUCUCCUAUGACGAACCAGCUGGACCCCAGUAUCUUGUCGAACUCUCCGAUCCCAUCUGCAACAUCUCCGGCUGGGCCUAAAAGUAGUCAAGAGACACCCCCAAUAAAGACUUUUAUGGGCCAAAAGAAACCACUUGAAUCCCUUUGUUCUUCGCCGCCUCCACCAAGUAAGAAGCAAAAAGUAUCUGGGCCCUUCCUGGACGAAAGCAUUGAACAACUCAAUGAUGUAACUGCCGUCAGUGGAGUCAAUCUUAGGGAAGAGGAAGAACAUCUGUUUUCUGGGCCCAAAGAAGAUAAUCGAGUUUCAGAAGCAUCUCGAAGGGUUGUGCAAGAAGAAGAAGAAAGGCUGAUUUUGCAGAACAUUCCCCUUCGGGAAAAAGUGGCAGAAAUCAUUGCAAAAUGUGGUCUAAUGAGUAUAAGCAAUGAUGUGGAGCGAUGCUUGUCAUUGUGUGUUGAGGAAAGAUUGCGUGGACUGAUAAGUAAUCUGAUCAGACUGUCAAAACAGCGGGUUGAUAUAGAGAAGCCAAGGCACAGAACUCUUAUCACCUCGGAUGUUCAACAACAAAUCACGGCAAUUAACCAAAAAGCGAGGGCAGAAUUGGAUAAAAAACAGACUGAAGCCGAAAAACUCCAAAACCUCUAUGAACCAGAAGGUGGUGUUGAUGGUGACAAGGAUGAAGGUCGUGUGAAAUCAUUCAAGGCAAACAAAGAAGAGGAUGACAAAAUGCGGACAACUGCUGCAAAUGUUGCAGCUCGAGCAGCUGUUGGAGGAGAUGAUAUGCUCUCAAAAUGGCAGCUAAUGGCUGAGCAGGCACGCCAGAAACGUGGAGGAGGUGAUGUGUUUUCUGGUUCUCAACCUGGUACUGACCUUAGCCGCAAGCCUUUAUCAACCUCUCAAAAUACUGAAACGGGUAAUCAAGAAGCGGAGAAAAGGGGUCAUCAAACUGAUGCUGUGACAUUUGGGUUGAGUAGGAAAUUUGCAAGGAACCAAGGCAUGGUGCCUCACUCUAAAGUGAAUCCUUCCAUCUCCAUUAAGGAUGUCAUCGCCGCCCUCGAAAGGGAGCCCCAGAUGUUAAAAACUACAUUGAUAUAUCGCUUGUAUGAAAAAGCCCGUGCUAAUGUUGUCGCUAAAUAAUCUUGGGUGAAUCAUGUCGCAGUUAGAUCCUUCAGCUAGUACAUUGCAAGGCAUUAGAAAAGGCAGCUCAUUUUUUUAUUCUUCCCAUUUUUCAUUUCCUGUAAAUUCUGCGCAGUUCAGAGUUCUUGGAUGGUUUUUGUAAUUCGUCAGUAUUUUUUUAUUUUUUAUUUU